GGUAGAGGUUUCCCGAGUUCGCCGGAGUGUUUUCGUCUUCUCAGGGCAUCUGGGACGCUGGUUCUAGACCGAGGUCAUGGAGCGGAAACGCGCGAGAAGAGGGGUUGUUCUCGCUGCUCAGAGGAGUCACAGCACAUUGAAAGUUAACAAACCAGUUCAAAGGAGUGAGUGAAGAAAUAACUGGGCUGGUCCAGCAACCAAGUCUCAAACCACAGGCAGAGGUUUCCUUCAGUGGCCACUACUUUUCAGGUAUUGCAUCACUGAAUUUACAACUGGACAUCCCUUUGCCAAGGAAAACUUGGGAAUGUAUACACGGUUCAGCCUAAGGAAGCCAAUUAUUGUGGCCCUGAAGAACCGCAAGUGCUUCGAGAGAAGGAAAACUCAGCGGAGGGAACCUGAAAUCCAUGCUAAUCCCAAAGACGCAAGAAUCGUACUCUCCGGGUGCGCAGCCACGGCCGCUAAAGUUUGAUGGCGCCAGAACUACACUACCCAGAAGGCAUUGCGCCUUUCUGCCAAUGAAAACUGGCGUUCCCGUGCCUGGGCGGGCCUUCCGGCGUCGCCGUGGCGGCAUCAUUUCCCCUGCUCCAGGGGUCGUUUUACGUUGAGGUGAGGAGACCUGGGAGGUGCGAGAAGGAACAGGGGCUGUGUUCACAACACGGAGUCAAGUCUGAGGCUCCGCGGCAGUGCCCAGAGUGAGCGGGGACGGCCCUUCCCGCCGCGGCUCCCGGCCACGCUCUGCUCACAACAUCUGAUGGCGGCGGCGGCGGUGUUGAGACGCCCGGCUCAGGGCUUCGUGACCUUUGCCGAUGUGGCUGUCUCCUUCUCCUGGGAGGAGUGGAAUCUGCUGGAUGCAGCCCAGAAACAACUCUACCGCAGCGUGAUGCUGGAGACCUUGGCUCUUAUGGACUCGUUAGGACUUAAAGCUGCCAAGACCCAUGAAAUUGUCCAGCUGGAGUUGUGGGGACAGCCCUUUACACCAAGAGGUCGCUGGCCUGGAGGGGACGCUGCGGAGGCGCCCUGGGAACAGAGGGUUUCUGUAAACGAAACGCUCUGCACAGACCCUCACCAGCACCAGCAGCUCGACUGUGGACAGGAACCCUUAAACGCAGAAGAGGGGCAGGCCUCAGCGUGGAAGAACUGCAGAGUACACUUGCCAGAGAAACCCUGGCAAAACGGGGAGGGUAGGAGGGAUUCCCUGACCAGCUCAGGUCUCCCCAGGCAGCAGGGGACCCACAGUGGAGGAGAGCCCUGUGGGAGCACUGAGAACCAGGAGGCCUUGUGCAGUGAGAAAAGGGGUUACAAAUGCAGCGAAUGCGGCAGAGCCUUUGGUCAGAAAUAUUUACUUGUUCAGCACCAGAGACUACAUACUGGAGAAAAGCCUUAUGAAUGUAGUGAAUGUGGGAAAUUAUUUAGCCAUAAAUCCAACCUUUUUUUACACCAAAUAGUUCACACUGGAGAAAGGCCUUAUGGCUGUAGUGAAUGUGGAAAAUCCUUUAGCCGAAAUGCUGACCUCAUUCAACACCAAAGAGUUCACACUGGAGAAAAGCCUUUUACAUGCAAUGAAUGUGGAAAAGCUUUCAGGCACAAUUCUACACUCGUUCAGCAUCACAGAAUACACACUGGAGCAAGGCCUUACGAGUGCCCGAAGUGUGGGAAGUGCUUCAGCUUCAACUCCAGCCUCAUGAAGCAUCAGAGAGUUCACACUGGAGAAAAGCCUUAUAAGUGCAGUGAGUGUGGGAAGUUUUAUAGCCACAAGUCCAGCCUCGUUAAACACUGGAGGGUCCACACUGGAGAAAGGCCUUUUGAGUGCUGUGAAUGUGGGAAGUUCUUUAGCCAAAGCUCCAGUCUCAUCCAACACCGAAAGGUUCACACUGGAGAAAAGCCUUUUAAGUGCAAUGAAUGUGGGAGAUUCUUCAGCGAGAACUCCAGCCUUGUUAAACAUCAAAGGGUUCACACUGGCGUGAGGCCUUACGAGUGCAGGGAGUGUGGGAAGUUUUAUCGCCACAGCUCCAGCCUUGUCAAACAUCGAAGAAUUCACACUAGAGAAAUGUCUUAAGAGUGUGACAAUCAUGGGAAAUCCUUUCGCCAGCGUUUCAGCCACAUCCGACACCAGGAGGUUCGCACUGGAGAGAAGUCUCGAAUACAGGACAUGGGAGAAAACCUUUGGCUGUCCCUCCAGCCUCACUCAACGCUGCACAGUUCGCAGUGCUGCGAGGCCUUAUGAGUGCACUGGAUGCGGAGAAAGGCUUAGGUCAAAGGCCGAAGUUCAGAGUGGAGAAAAACAUCAGGAAUGGAUGGGACUUGAACGUUCUGAGAGUAUCCUUUAAGAGGGGUCUAGAAAUUGACGACAUUCGUAUAAAUAUGCCUUCUGGGUACAGGAAGACAAUUACUGAUACUCAGCUCGUCCCAAGAAGUUAGCUGGAAGCUCCAAGAUGAGGGAGCCCUGUGUUCUUGGCUGCAUCAGUCUGGCAUGGAAUUUCCUUCUCACUGCGUGUAGAGGGCGCUGGGACCAAAGGCCUUUGUUCACACUGAGAAUGUUGCUAUUUUUACUGAAUGUUAGAUUUUUCUGAAUACAUAUUACUUCAUUUGCUGUGUAUUAGAGCAAUCUCCAGAGACUGAGAAUUGUGUUCUUAUAAUUUUGUUGGGGAACAGGUUUCCAGAGCUCCUGAUGCUGUAUGCUGGAGGUUGAUCCAGGUGUUUAAAUUGUAAAGAGUCUGUCAAAGUGUGUUCUGAAUGGCUAGGAAUUUCACAUUUGUUCCUGUAGUAUGUUAGAUAUGCAGUGUGUUCACGUCAGCCUGACACUUUGUAUGUAAGUGUAUGAUGAGUCAUUCAUUUUAGCCAUUUUACUAGGUAUUAAAUUGUGGUUCUUUUCCUUAAUUAAUCACUGUUGAGUAUUUUUUUCAUGUUUGUCACUCAUAUCUUUUUAAAUGAACAGUCCAUAUUUUAAAAAUUGGUUUCUUGUUGUUUUAUAAUCUAAUAUUUCUGGAUAGAAUUGCCAGUAUUUUUUCUACAAUCUGUGGCUUUUGUUUUUAUUUUUAAAAGUAUUUAUUUAUUUGAAAGGCUGACAAACAGAGGGAGAGAGAAGUCUUCUAUUCAUUCCCCAAAUGGCUGCAAUGGCUAGGGAUGAUCUAGGCUGAAGCCAGGAGCCCAGAGCCCCAUCCAGGUCUCCCACGUGGGUGGCAGGAGCCCAAGUACUUAGGCAAUCCUCUGAUGCCUUCCCAGAAAUAUUGGCAGGGAGCUGGAUUGGAAGCAGAGCAGCCAGGAAUUGAAUCAGCACCACAGUAUGGGUUGCCAGUGAUGCAAGCAGCGGCUUAACCCAGUGCACCACAGAGUUGACCCCUGGAAAUGUUUUAAGCUUUUAAAAAUGGGGACAGCUACCAGAUUCCUGUGGUUGGCUUGGAUAAACCCCCAUCUUUAGAGGUCUCAUAACAGACCUGUCCCUUUUGGCAUUUGGUAUAAACCUAUUCACUUCUCAGACCCUCAAAGAAAAAAAAAAAUGAACAUAACACCUUGUUUGCAUUGUCUGUAUUAUUUUUAAGGAUUCAUUUAUUUAUUUGAAAGGCAGAGUUAGAGAGAGAAGGAGAGACAGAGAACUUCCAUCUGCUGGUUCACUCCCUAGAUGGUUGCAGUGGCUUGAACUGGGCUGGUCUGAAGCCAGGAGCUUCCAGGUCUCCCAUGUCGGUGCAGGGGCCCAAGGGCUUGGGCCAAGUGCUGUUUUUCUAGGAGCAUUAGCAAGGAACUGGAUCAGAAGUGGAGCUCAUUUAGUUAGUAGAAUGCCUUCCACUUUGUUCUUUCUUAAAAUUUAUUUUAUUUAGGAGGCAUCAGUGGGGCUCUCAUCUACAGAUUCACUCCCUACAAUGUCUACAACAGCUAGGGCUGGGCCAGAGCGGGAUCCACCAAGAACAGGGAGUCCAAUCCAGGUCUCCCACAUAGGCGGCAGGGACCCAAGUACUCAAGGCAUCUGCUGCUGCUUCCAGGGUGUCCAUGAGCAGGAAGCUGGCACACAGCACUCUAACGUGGGGUGUGGGAUACGCAAGCAGCACCUUAAUCAUUAGGCCAAAUGCUGACUCCCAUUUUAUUCUUAAUAUUCAAAGUAGCUUUGGUAUUUGGGGUCUUUUGUGGCUUCAUAUGAAUUAAUUUUGUUCUUCAUUUUCAACUUUCUUUAAGUAUAAAGGUGGGUUGUUCAUAUGAUAUCUUUUUUCUUUUAAUUAUAGCCCUUGGUCCGCAAGAUAUUCUGUUGUUAGUCUUUUUUCCUAAAGUUUUAUUUUGUUUUACAUUUAAGAUCUCGAUGUUUGAUUUAAUUUUUUGUUUAAGGUAUAAGGUUUGGGUUGAUGUUCAUUUUUCACUUGUGAAUGUUCAGUUACUUCAGUACCAUUUGUUGAUGAGACUGUCAUUCCUGCUGAAUUGCUUUUGCCCCAGAUCAGAGACCAGGAAGGCAGGUGUGACGGUUGCCAGGCUGUCCGGGUGUAGGUGGCCCCCACAGGGUUGCUCACACAGUGGUGUCAGGAGGCACCCCUGUGCAAGCGGAGAUGUCCCAGGAGUAGCUGCCAGGACCAACAGGGACAAGCCGGAUGUUGGCUGCUGGGAGGCCUGAGGAAGCAGGAGGUAGAGUUGGGAGGACCACGCCCCUGCCCUGUCUUCAGCAGAGAUUACACUCUCCUCUACACAGUGCUGACCGUGUCGACUCAAAUAGGAUUCUCUAGACCUUCACUUGGAGAUGGAAUCCAGGCUGAAAAUGAGCUCCCCAUUCACAAAGCCACAGUUUGGGAAACUUACCUUCAUUGUCAGUUCAUUUUUAGCAUAGUGAAUAUAGGUUUUAGAACUUUUUAGCAAUGUAAGAAUAAAAUGUAUCUUCUGAAGAUUAAUUAUCAUCAUAUUGCUAAAUCUUAUAUUUAGCAGUUUUUGAGAGGACAUCCUAAAUCUAAUUAUAUAUCUAAAAAAUGUUUAUCAUGUUAUACAUGAAUGAAGACUAAUGACCAGUGAAACAAAACACUUUUUUUUUUUUAAGAUUUAUUUAUUUAUCUGAAAGAGUUAAAUAGAGAAGGAGAGGCAGACAGAGAGGUGUCUUGCAUCUGCUGGUUCACUCCCCAAUUGGCCGCAACAGCUGGAGCUGCGCCUAUCCAAAGCUAGGAGCCAGGAGCUUCUUCUAGGUCUCCCAUGUGAGUGCAGGGGCCCAGGUGCUUGGGCCAUCUUCUACUGCUAUCCCAGGCCAUAGCAGAGAGCUAGAUCAGAAGUGGAGCAGCCGGGUCUCAAACCAGUGCCCAUAUGGGAUGCCAGCACUGCAGGCAGUGGCUUUACCCGUUACGCAACAGCACUGGCCCCAAAGGUAUGCUUUUAAUUAUAAUAAAGAGUUUAUAAUUAUUACAUUUUGAAACUUUUUAAAAAAGAUUAUUUUAUUUAUUUGAAAGUGUUACACAGAGAGAGAAGGAGAGGCAGAGAGAAGGAGGUCUGUCAUCUUCUGGUUCACUCCCCAGUUGGCUGCAAUGGCUGGAGCUGCGCUGAUCUGAAGCCAGGAGCCAGGAUAUUGCUCUGGGUCUUCCCACAUGGGUGCAGGGUCCCAAGGACUUGGGCCAUCUUAUACUGCUUUCCCAGGCCAUAGCAGAGAGCUGUAUUGGAAGUGGAGCAGGCAGGUCUUGAACUGGUACUCAUAUGGGAUGCCGGCACUGCAGUCGGCAGCUUUACCCACUAUGCCACAGCACUGGUCCCCAGUUUGAAAAUUAAAAUAUAUCAGGGGCAAGUGUUCGGCCUAGCAGUGAAACCACUGGUUGGAAUGCUCACAUCCUAUAGUGUAGUACCUGGGUUCAAGUCCCAGCUUCAUUCCUGAUUCCAGCUUCUUGUUAAUUGUACACUGCAAUUCUUUGAAAAAUUAUAUAGUAUGGAUUUUAUGCAUCUUUGUAUGCAUGCAUGUAGUUGAGACCAGCGGCUGGUAUCUACAUAUUUUUAUCUGAAUUUCCACUUAAUAUAAGUCCCAAAUUUAUAUAUUUCCUCCUCCCAGUUGUGGACUUUCAUAUUUUUGAGUAUGAUAUGCAUAAAGAAAAUAACAAAUUUACAUAGCCAGUUUACUAGCUAUUUCUAAACUUAACAUCUGUUUAAUUCUUGCCCAGGUGAAUAAGUAAAAUAUUCAUUGUACCCCGGAAGUCUUAUGUGCAUUUUUUUUUUAAGAUUAUAUAUUUAUUUUCAAGGCAGAGAUAGAGAAUGAGGGGGGGAGAGAGAGAGAGAGAUCUUCUAUCUACUGGUUCACUCCCCAGAUGGUUGCAAUGGUUGGGGCUGGGCCAGGCUGAAGUCAGGAGCCAGGAGCUUUUCCUGGGUCUCCCAUAUGGGUACAAGGGCCCAUGUACUUGGGUCUUCCUCCACUGCUUUCCCAGGAGCAUUCGCAAGGAGCUGGAUCAGAAGUAAAGCUACUGGAACUCAAAUUGGCACCCAAAUUGGAUGCUGGCACUGCAAGCAGAGUUUUAACCUGCUACAUCGGGGGCCGGCACCAUGUUUCUCCUUCUCUUUCUGUGUAACUCUGACUUUCAAAUAAAUAAAUAAAUCUUUAAAGAAACCACACAAAAAACCUGCUACACUAUAGUGCCAGCCCCCUUGUGUGUAUUCUUGCAAUUCAGUUAUCCAAACCACAAAACUUAAUUUUCUGUUCCAAGGAGACAUUUCCUUGUUUUUAUUGAUAAUUUUAACAUCCAUGUGUGGACAUAUAUAUAUGUAGUGCUAUUUUUUUUUUUUUUUUUGGACAGGCAGAGUGGAUAGUGAGAGACAGAGAGAAAGGUCUUCCUUUUUGCUGUUGGUUCACCCUCCAAUGGCUGCUGCGGCCGGUGCAUCUCGCUGAUCUGAAGCUGGGAGCCAGGUGCUUCUCCUGAUCUCCCAUGCGGGUGCAGGGCCCAAGCACUUGGGCCAUCCUCCACUGCCUUCCUGGGCCAUAGCAGAGAGCUGGCCUGGAAGAGGGGCAACCGGGAUAGAAUCCGGCGCCCUGACCGGGACUAGAACCCGGUGUGCCGGCGCCGCAAGGCGGAGGAUUAGCCUGUUAAGCCAUGGUGCCGGCCAAAAGAUUUAAUUUAUUUAUUUGAAAGGCAGAGUUUCAGAGAGGCAGAGGCAGAGAGAGAGAGAGAGAGGUCUUUCAUUUGCUGGUUCACUCCCCAGAUGGCGGCAAAGGCCAAAGCUGGGCUGAUCCGAAGCCAGGAGCCAGCAGCUUCUGCCAAGUCUUCCAGGUGAGUGCAGGGUCCAAGCACUUGGGCCAUCUUCCACUGCUUUCCCAGGCCAUAGCAGAGAGCUGGAUCCGAGUGGAGCAGCUGGGACUUGAACAUGAGCUCAUAUGGGAUGCCAACACAGCAGGUGGCGACUUUACCCGGUACGCCACAGCGCCAGCCCCUGUAGUUCUAUUUUGCCAUUUGUACUAAUGGAACCAUCUGAGUAUAAGAAUUAUUUUAUGGCUUAUUUCAUGUGAUCAACAUACUUGUUAUUUCACUUUCAUUUCUGCAUGUUUAUCAAGUUUCUAUUUUCAGCUUUUUAUAGUAUUCUGUGAUAUAACUGUAUGAAUAAAAUGCAUUUUACAUUCUCCCUUUGAAGGUUUUUAUGUACUUUUCUGAGGUUUUGGAAGUUGAACAUUGCUACUGUAGAGAUACCUUCCACGUUUCCCAGUUCGUGCACACUUGUGUACCUGGAGUAUGUAUUGAUCACGAGAAUUUGUUUUCCACACACUUGAACAGGGUUACACUGACUGUAUAACGUGGUAGUUUGCUAGGACCUGCAGAACGGAAUAUCGCAGAGUGGGGCUUUCACUAACAGAAUUCUCUCUUCUCAGGGCUCCGGGGGCAGGAUCCUGUGGCCUGCGUCCUCCCUGUGCCCUGCCAUGGCCUUUCUUCUGUGUGGCUGCAUUCUUGUCAGCUCCUUGUCCUGGGAGAACAGCAGCCCUGUUGCUGUGGGGCUCCCUGGGACCUCACUUAACCUCCUUUCUCUCCUUAAAGGCCCACUUAAAAUAUUGCCACAUUGGGAGUUACGGCUUCAACAUAGGCUAUCAAGAAUGAGUUUCUUGAUAAAUGAAUUUUUAUUUGCAUAGUUUU
Messenger RNA from Lepus europaeus (European hare), 8054 nucleotides. RefSeq names its product zinc finger protein 773-like. The record is from RefSeq and is a predicted model, not a curated record. Lineage: Eukaryota; Metazoa; Chordata; Mammalia; Lagomorpha; Leporidae. Gene Ontology annotation, molecular function: RNA polymerase II cis-regulatory region sequence-specific DNA binding; DNA-binding transcription factor activity, RNA polymerase II-specific. The transcript is spliced from 6 exons. Gene Ontology annotation, biological process: regulation of transcription by RNA polymerase II.